AUGACGACGGAAAAUCACGCGCUCUCGCCUAUUUUGCCCGGAAAAGGAGCCCGCUACUUUUUACGCCUGGGAAGCAAUGACACGCAGAAUGCAAAAACCAUUUUGGAAUUCUGUAUAUUGCAGCUACAACAAAAACGACUACAAUGCAACCAAGCAGUGGAAGAGCUAUUGGGUCCUGAAGCAACGUUCCCAUUGCGACCAUGGGCACUGAUUUUCACCAAGAACAAAGCAGCAUUGGAGCAAGCAUUGCAAGCUAUGAGUCAAGAUAUGAAGGCUGAUGGAUCGCGUUGGGAAGAUAGGAGGUGGUUGGAAGGUAUUCGCAUUUGCACCGUUGAGAAUACUCCACAAUUGAAGGCUGUGCUCUGUGCGUUACAUUUGUCUGGCAACGGUAGUGGCGGCGGAUCAGAUUUAUUAUCCUGGAUACAACGUGAGCAUGACAACCAACCACCCUGUCUCAUUGUGACGAUGGAUCUUUUACGACUUGUAUCCUCUAUACCCGAUGGAAAUGAUUGUCAGGAUGUGCAGCACGAUGGUCUAUGCAAAGUACUUUCACUGCUGGUGGAAACAUCCAACUAUUUGACCAAACAAAAAAGGCAAUUUUGGGAUGAUGGACUCGGGUGCAACAUUGGACUCUCGACAGACCUCUUGAUUACAGACAACAAUUACCUUGCUGAUCGACCACCAAAGGAGUUACUUGCUGAUAAUAGUCGAGCUAGAGUGAUUGAACGAUUGUAUAAUAUCCUCACAGCAUACGUAGAAUGGUUACCAGUAGGGAACAAUUAG
Lichtheimia ornata is the source of this 783-nucleotide messenger RNA. RefSeq lists its product as uncharacterized. The transcript is spliced from 5 exons. Bases 1 to 783 code for a protein of 260 amino acids. The record is from RefSeq and is a predicted model, not a curated record. NCBI's taxonomy places the organism in Eukaryota, Fungi, Mucoromycota, Mucoromycetes, Mucorales, Lichtheimiaceae.